This is a messenger RNA of Lytechinus variegatus (green sea urchin), 996 nucleotides long. RefSeq names its product sulfotransferase 1C2A-like. Gene Ontology annotation, molecular function: sulfotransferase activity. The coding region runs from base 1 to 996 and encodes 331 amino acids. Gene Ontology annotation, cellular component: cytoplasm. Gene Ontology annotation, biological process: sulfation. The transcript is spliced from 7 exons. The record is from RefSeq and is a predicted model, not a curated record. Lineage: Eukaryota; Metazoa; Echinodermata; Echinoidea; Temnopleuroida; Toxopneustidae.
AUGAUUGUUAGUGAAAAAGAAUAUGCUGUUGAGUGUUGGACCGGGGAGAUGUCGGCCCUCCUCGCCAAGUCCCCGGCGCAUGCCGCCAAACUCUGCCACGAAUACGAGAAUGUUGUCAUGGUAUACUACAUUCCAAAGAAAGGCAUCGAGCAGACAAAACGAUUCAAAGUUCGUCCGGACGAUGUGUAUAUCAUCAGUUAUCCCAAAGUAGGAACUACGUGGCUCCAGCAGAUUGCAAUGUUGGUAAGGCUUGAAGGGGAUCUCUCAUUCUUCGAAGGGAAGCAUAUCAUCACGAUGGUUCCUUUCUUGGAAAUUUGCACUUUACCGGACAUGACCGCGUACAAAGACAAGGAAGAGAUAAUGUCUGGACCGACAGGUGUUGAAAUGGCAGACGCUAUGCCAACCAAUACACCUCGGAUACUAAAAACACACGUGGUCCCAAGAUGGCUCCCUGACGGACUCAAAGAUAAUCCUCCAGCGAAGGUGCUGUACAUGGCUAGGAACCCAAAGGAUACGGCUGUUUCUGGCUAUCAUUUCUGUCAACUGGUCAAGCCACUUCCGACGUAUACGUGGCAUGAAUUCUUUGAGGAGUUCAUCGCAGAUAGAGCUUUUUACGGUUCUUGGUUCGAGCACACGCUUUACUGGUGGAAGCUCAGGAAUCAUCCCAAUGUUCUCUUUCUCAAGUAUGAAGACAUGAAACAAGACCCGAGGAAAGCCGUGAUUCAGAUCGCCGAGUUCAUGGGGAAAUCUUUACCAAACGACAUCAUUGACCGUAUCGUCGAAGCAUCAAGUUUCAAGUUCAUGAAGAGUAAUGAGAGCAUGAACCCAGAUGUCGCUUUCAACAAGCUUGUGGACCUCACAAAGGAGAAGUCAUUCAUGCGAAAAGGUAUGGUUGGAGAUUGGAAGAAUUACUUCACAGAAGAUCAAAAUCAUCGAUUUGAUAAACUCUACGAGGAAAAAAUGUCCGGAUCUGGACUUGAAUUUGGAUUCGAAUGA